This is a messenger RNA of Paramecium pentaurelia, 716 nucleotides long. NCBI's taxonomy places the organism in Eukaryota, Ciliophora, Oligohymenophorea, Peniculida, Parameciidae. The record is from the annotation of a GenBank genome assembly.
AUGAUAAUUUUAGUUUUAGGAUGCUUAUUAUUAGUAAAUGCAUUACCAGGUGAUUCUUGUUAGACAACAGCAAAAGGAAUAUUUGCAAAAAGAUAAACUGAAUUUGAAGAAUAAUUGAAUAGAUUAAGAAAUGAAGUAGCAUAAGGAAGAAGAAAGAAUCAUGUUGGUGAAUUUGAUUAUGCAGCAAAUAUGAAUGUUGUUGAAUGGUAAUAAGGAAUUGCAAAUGCAGCACAAACAUGUUCAGAAAGAUGUCCAGAUUCUCUUGAAACUUGCAAAUAAGUAGAUUAAGAAUAUAUAUAACAAUUAGUUAACAACUCGUUAUGGAGCUUUACAUAAAUUCAGAACAGUACAUUCUGUUAGUUAGGAAUGGGAACCAAGAGAGAUUUAUCAAAAGUGGAUGGAUGAUAAUAAAGGUGAGUAAUUAGUGAUUGCAAGAAUGAAAUAUUUUGGAUGUGGACGUUCAUUGAAAAAGAAUAUUGAUAAAUUUAUAGAAUAUGUUGUUUGUUUCUUUGAUGAGGUACUAAAUUUCAAAGAUAACAAAGGCUCCUCGUAAGGGUAUUGUUCCUUAUGUCUCUGCAACUUAAAAAACAAUAGGAUCAGCAUGUGAUAAAGGAAGAUCAAGUACUUAUUCAGGAUUAUGUAAAACAACAAUAUAUCAAUAAAAAAUAUUUGAUGGAAUAAGGUUUAGUAAAUAUACUCUGGUUGAAAGUAAGUGA